AUGAGCGAUAUCGGGGAUUUUAGUGAUUUUAGUAGCGGAAAAGAAUCAAGUGAUAGCGAAUUGGAAACAAUUCCGGAACCAAAAAUAAAACAUAUGAAUUUUCUAGAUGAAACCGUUGAUAGAAUUAAAAAUGUGAAUAUUGUUGAAAAAGGAAUCAAUGUUAAAAGAGUCACUUCUAAUAAAAAUGGAGCUGUUUUUAUCGAAUGUAAAAACAAAACUGACGUAGACAAAUUAAAAUUAGCAGUGACAGAAAAAGUUGGAAAAGCAGAAAUUAAAGAGAUUAGAAAAUUUAUACCACGUAUGGUAAUUUUUGGAAUAAGUAAUGAUAUGAAGGAGGAUGAUAUUUUAGAUUGUUUAUUUAAACAGAAUGAAAUCAUUACAGCAAAUUAUAAGGAUAUAAAAGAUUUAGAAAAGGAAAUUAAAAUUAAAAGAAUUUUUAAAAGUAAAGAAAAUAAAUUUAGUAGACAUGUAGUAGUAGAAGUUACAGGUAAAUUGAGGAUUAUUAUUAAAGAUGGUUUAAAUAUUGGUUGGAAUAGAUGCAAAGUAGAAGAUGAUAGAUCAAUUUUACAUUGUUUUAAAUGUCUUCGAAUUGGCCAUAAAUCAGAUAAUUGCAAAGAUGUUCAAUUUUGCAAUAAUUGUGGAGGACAACAUGAUGUUAGGAAAUGCAUUUCAAAAGAGAAAAAAUGUAUUGCAUGUAUUAGAAAUAGGAUUUCAGGAGAUAUAAAACAUAGUUGUUUUUCUAAGGAAUGUUUGUCGUUAAAGAAAUUUUUUAUAGAAUUUAAUAAGAAGAUAGAUUAUGAAUAAUGAAAUAAUUAAUAUAAAUUGUGUUCAGAUUAAUUUAGGAAGAGGCAAAAAUUCUACAUUUAAUUUAAUGGAUUAUUUUUCUAGGAAUAAUAUUCAUAUAGUUUUUCUACAAGAACCUUGGGUCGUUAAGGAGGAACUAUAUGGUAUUAGUAGGAAAUAUAAAAUUUUUAAUGGUUUUCCGGUGGAUAAUAAACCAAUACGUAGUGCUAUUUUAAUCACAGAUAAUAGAUUAAUGGCAAUUAUUCAUUCAGAUUUAACCGACGGUUAUUUUAUAGUUUUAGAAAUUAAAACAAAUAAUUUAUGUUUUUUAGCAGUAUCGGUUUAUGUUCCACCGGAAAAAAGACAUUUAGGUGAAUUUAAAUCUAUAUUAAGUGAAUUUGAAAAAAUAAUUGUUGAUUUAAAUUUAAAAUAUAAUAAACCAAAAAUAAUUUUUUAUGUAGAUAGUAAUAGUAAAAGUGCUAGUAGUGUGGGGUAGUGAUUUUGAGGACAGAAGAGGAAGAGACUUAGAAGAUUUAUUAAAUAAAUAUAAUUUGUGUGUUUUAAACAAUAAUGUAGAACCUACUUGUUUUAAUCAAAGAGGUGCUUCUAGUUUUAUUGAUUUUACGGUGAUUAGUGAUAAUUUUAUUGGUGAAGUAAUUAAUUGGAAUUUGGAAGAUGAGGAGACCCUUUCAGAUCAUAAACAUUUUUUUUCAUAUUAUUUGUUCAAAUAAUGAUAGAAUAGAGAAUAUUACUAGGAGAUAUUGUGUAUAGCAAAUUAGGUAAAAUUUGAAGAAGAAUUGACAUUGGAAUUAGAUGGUUUUAAAGAAAGAUUAAAAAAUAUUGUUUUUGACAAAAAAGAAUUAAAUGCUUUAGUUACUAAUUUUAAUGAUAGUUUAAUUAGAUGUUGUGAUAAGUGUUUUAGUAAAAAGAAGUGUUCUAAAAAGUGGGUACCAUGGUGGACCUUGGAAUUAAGUAAAUUAAGAAAGGAGACAAAUAAUUUAAGAAGAAGGUUUCAAAGAUGUAGUUUAAUUGAAGAAAGGGAAACAAAAAAAUUGGAAUAUAAUAAAAAAUUAAUAUUUAUAAAAGAAAAUUAGAAGAAACAAGAAUAGAAAAAAUGGAGAGAAUUUUGUUCCAAAUGGGGGAACAAAGAUCCUUGGGGUUUAGCUUAUCAAGUUGUUAGAGGUAAAAGAUCUACAACUAAAAUAUUUCAGCAGUUAGGAAAAACAAUGGUGCUUUUACAUCUAAUUUGGAGGAAACGUCUAUGGAAUUUUUGGUCAACUUUUUUCCUAGGGAUAAUGAGAUUGAUGAAAAUGAUUAUCAUAGGAUCAUUAGGAAUAGAUAUCAACUAUACUCUGAUGAAUAUGAUGAUUUGGAUUUUCAUCCUAAGGAGAUAAGAAGAUUACUUCAAUUACUUCUAUGGAUAAGAAAAAAGCACCGGGUUUGGAUGGUAUAUCUGCUGAUAUUUUAGAAAAAGUUUAUAAUCAUGAUCCUGAUUUAAUAAAUUUAUUAUUUAACAAAUGUCUGCAUUUGGGUGUUUUUCCUAAAUGCUGGAAAAAGCAAUUGGUAAAAAUUAUUCCAAAAUCUGGUAAAAAAGAUAUUGGUGAUGUUAAAACAUACAGCCCUAUAAGUCUUCUUUCAGUCAUAGGUAAGGCACUAGACAGUUUGAUUAUCAAUCGUAUAGAACAUCACCUUAUAAUUAAUAAUAAUUUAUGUGAUAGACAAUUUGGCUUCGUUAAAGGUAAAAGCACAAUUGAUGCUUGAAGUUAUGUAGUUAAUUUUAUUGAAAAUUCAAAAAUGAAAAUUAUUAUUGUUUAGCGAUAUUGUUGGAUAUUUCUGGGGCUUUUGAUCACGCAUGGUGGCCUCUAAUUUUAGAUCAGAUAGGUAGGAAAAAUUGUCCAAAAAAUUUAUUUAAUAUUGUCUUAUUUUUCGGGUAGGGAAGCUAUUAUAGAUGAACCAGGCAUUUAUUUAAAUUAUAAUAUUGAUAAAGGUUGAGUACUGUUGUUAAGAAAACUUUAAGAUUUGUAUAAGGACGGUACGCGCACAAAAUAGUUUUCUCUUUUUCGUCAUAUUCUCGUUCGAAACGUUUCGUUGUUGCACGUAUAAGUAAAAUUUUGGUUUCGUUAAAUUUUCAAAUAAAAUCGUUUUGUCAUAACAAAUUACAUAAUUUCUAGUAAAUUAUUUAUAAAA
Molecule: messenger RNA, 2970 nt
Organism: Onthophagus taurus
Lineage: Eukaryota; Metazoa; Arthropoda; Insecta; Coleoptera; Scarabaeidae
Source: RefSeq, a predicted model, not a curated record